CAGCUCUGCAGUCCCGGCUGGGUUACUUCCGGAAGUGAGGCGCCUCCCUUCUCCUCGGCUCUCGCCGGGGGAGGGUCUCACGGACCCCCCCGGGGGAAAGUGGCCCGGAGGUCUGGUCCUGACAGCGGUGCACUGGUAUUAUGAUGUUUCAUCACAGACCCCUGAGUCUGAAAGGUUCUGCGGAUCCCAGUGCUUGCUGAGAUGGAGGAACCUCAAAAGAAUGAUCUGAGCACGACCAGCCCAGAGGAUGACCCUGUCAGCAGCUCCAGCCGUCAGAUUUCCGUCAGUGAAUUUUCUUGCCAUUGCUGCUGUGACAUCCUGGUUAACCCUACCACCUUGAACUGUGGGCACAGCUUCUGCCGGCACUGCCUGGCGUUAUGGUGGGUGUCUUCAAAGAAAACAGAGUGUCCGGAAUGCAGGGAAAAAUGGGAAGGCUUCCCCAAAGUCAACAUUCUCCUCAGGGAUGCCAUUGAAAAAUUAUUUCCUGAUGCCAUUAGAGUGAGAAUUGAAGAUAUUCAGCAGAACAAUGACAUAGGUCAAUGCCUUGCAGCCUUUCAAAAAUAUGGGAAUGAUCAUGGUCCAUUAGCACCCAACACAGGCCGAGCGAACCAGCAGAGAGGAGGGGGAUUCUUCUCUGGGGUACUCACAGCUUUAACGGGUGUAGCAGUGGUCCUGCUUGUGUAUCACUGGAGCAGCAGGGAAUCUGAGCAUGACCUCCUGGUCCACAAGGCUGUGGCCAAAUGGACAGCGGAAGAAGUUGUCCUGUGGCUGGAGCAGCUGGGCCCUUGGGCCUCUCUGUACAGAGACAGAUUUUUAUCUGAACGAGUAAAUGGAAGAUUGCUUUUAACUUUAACCGAAGAAGAAUUUUCCAGGGCACCAUAUACCAUAGAAAACAGCAGCCACAGAAGAGUCAUCCUCACGGAGCUGGAGCGCGUCAAAGCUCUGGGCGUGAAGCCUCCUCAGAACCUCUGGGAAUAUAAGGCUGUGAACCCAGGCAGGUCCCUGUUCCUGCUGUAUGCCCUCAAGAGCUCCCCAAGACUCGGUCUGCUCUAUCUGUACCUGUUUGACUAUACAGACACCUUCCUGCCCUUCAUCCACACCAUCUGCCCUCUGCACGAAGACAGCUCCGGGGAGGAUAUCCUUACCAAGAUUCUGGACCCGAGGGAGCCCACCUGGAGGCAGUGGAGAGAAUUCCUUAUCAAAUAUUCCUUUCUUCCAUACCAACUGAUUGCUGAAUUUGCCUGGGACUGGCUGGAGGUCCACUACUGGACAUCACGGUUCCUCAUCGUCAAUGCCAUGCUGCUCUCAGUUCUGGAAUUGUUCUCUUUUUGGAGGAUCUGGUCAAGAAGUGAGCUGAAGACAGUGCCCCAGAGGAUGUGGAGCCAUUUUUGGAAAGUGUCAACGCAAGGGCUUUUUGUGGCCAUGUUCUGGCCACUUAUUCCUCAGUUUGUCUGCAACUGUUUGUUUUACUGGGCCCUAUACUUCAACCCAAUUAUUAACAUUGACCUCGUGGUCAAGGAAGUCCGGCGGCUGGAAACCCAAGUGUUAUGACUGGCAGUACCACAGCUCUGAGAAACUGCAGGUCUCCCUGACGCCUGAGCCCGAUGCUUCAAAAGGGCGAGGGAGGGACAGACUUCCUGUUUCUACCCCUGGCAGAGCAAGGUGCUGCUUUGUAUGUCAGGGGUCCCACCAGGUCCUCUCUCUUCUGCCUGUGGUUCUGUGGCAGCCAGGCCUGACAUCCAGCGCACGAGACGGCGUGGCCACCAGAGCAGCAGCGACCCUCCCACCCAGCCACCUGGACUUGGGAGGCUCAGUCCACUGUGGUCACCAGGACUCGGGUCUUCAGAGGACAUAGUGUGGGUAACAUCAGAAGGUUACCACGGCCGGCAGCCCUAACCUCAGUGACUGACGGAGGCUUGUUGGGGCCAAGCCUGUCAUACGUCAAGCUUAGGAAAACAGGGAUAAGAUUUUGUCAUAGGUAAAGUUACACGUAAGAAAUACAGAGGAAAACCCAGAAUUCACCCUUGCUGAAUAGUUGGUACAUUGCAGAGUAAACCUUAAAGGAUUCAGCCUGCCGUUAGAGCGAUAGUCAGCUGCCUUCACCGUCUCCUUUCAUGUACUUGGAAGUUUGUGAGCAGGGAGGGCGGGCGGCGGUAUGUCAGCCCGAGCUGCGUCAAGCUACAUAAGCACAUUGUUUGGGGUUUGUUUUGUCUUAAAUUUAAUCUGUAAAAUAAAUCCAGUAGUCUUUGUCCAAGGAAACAUUUUAUAAGUUGACCUCACUGUAUGACAUAUGGUGUUUACUAUCCUUUCUGAAGUAUAAACAGCAGUGUCAUUA
Molecule: messenger RNA, 2335 nt
Organism: Jaculus jaculus (lesser Egyptian jerboa)
Lineage: Eukaryota; Metazoa; Chordata; Mammalia; Rodentia; Dipodidae
Gene: Bfar
Product: bifunctional apoptosis regulator
Exons: 8
Coding region: 202-1551 (449 amino acids)
Biological process (GO): proteasome-mediated ubiquitin-dependent protein catabolic process
Cellular component (GO): nucleus
Molecular function (GO): ubiquitin protein ligase activity; protein binding; metal ion binding
Source: RefSeq, a predicted model, not a curated record